AUGAUACUAAGGUUACAGUGCCCGUUCACGCAGACGUCGCUUGCUAGUUUACGACAAGCGCCCGCCUCCGGGCAUUCCGCCGGGCCUGCCUGGUGGACAAUGAUGAACGGCGUCGGCGGCACGCUCUAUGAAGAGCCGCAUCCCUCGCCGCCAGGUGGUUCGCCCCCUGCUGCACCGGCGGCCGCUCCGCCGUCAGCCUCGAGCGCCUCACCAGCGUCUGUCGGUUCGAAUCCCCCGCAACCCCUUCAUAUCCCGGCAAAGCGAUAUGAACCUGAACCGGGAGUCAUACGACACGCUCAGCAAUCGUGGGGAUAUCCGCCAGAUGCAGCGGCAUCCUUUGAGCACCAGUAUCCUGCUGGUCCCACAUACUAUAACCUACCAGUUGAGAGGGAACGUAAAUCCACUUUACCUUUCUGGCCAGCGAGUGGCGGAGAAUAUAAGCCCUACGCGGAUGGUUGUCAUCAGGGGUUCUCGCAGCCCUGCUGGAACUACCCAUAUGGAGCACCACGGGGAGACCAGCCAUUGUCCUAUGUUGGUGGAGAAGAACGUCGUGCCGCAGUCUCUGAGGCGUCAGGGUUCUCUCACGAUGCCUACGGUCUACGAAACUAUGCACCGGAAUCAGUAUCGAGUGCGCCCUAUCCACCUCCAAGCGGGUUACCAGGUUCGCUGUCAAUGUCCGUGGGUGUCGGCGUAGGCUGCGGCUCCUCAAAUCCCCUAGAUUGGACCGGCCAAGUAACAGUGCGGAAGAAACGCAAGCCAUACUCAAAGUUCCAAACGCUCGAACUAGAAAAAGAGUUCCUCUUCAACGCUUACGUAUCGAAACAGAAGCGGUGGGAGCUCGCACGAAAUCUGAACCUAACCGAGCGGCAGGUGAAGAUAUGGUUCCAGAACAGACGAAUGAAGAAUAAGAAGAAUUCACAGCGGCAAGCGGCUCAAGCGGCGCAGAAUAACAACAACAAUUCGAACGCCAACAACCACAACCACCAUGCGGGGCAUCACCACGCAGCGCACCACGUGGCGUUGCACCACGCGGCACCCACCAAACACCAUCAGUGA
Molecule: messenger RNA, 1056 nt
Organism: Leptosia nina
Lineage: Eukaryota; Metazoa; Arthropoda; Insecta; Lepidoptera; Pieridae
Source: the annotation of a GenBank genome assembly